Polistes dominula (European paper wasp) is the source of this 2914-nucleotide messenger RNA. RefSeq names its product disc proliferation abnormal (gene dpa). Lineage: Eukaryota; Metazoa; Arthropoda; Insecta; Hymenoptera; Vespidae. Gene Ontology annotation, molecular function: single-stranded DNA helicase activity; ATP binding; single-stranded DNA binding. The record is from RefSeq and is a predicted model, not a curated record. Gene Ontology annotation, cellular component: MCM complex; nucleus. Gene Ontology annotation, biological process: double-strand break repair via break-induced replication; mitotic DNA replication initiation; DNA strand elongation involved in DNA replication.
AGAUAGGUUAUUUUUCGAUAUAUGGUUGAAGGAACGAAAUUUUUGCCGGGAAAAAGUACAGAUAUUUAGAAUUGGAAAACAGUAGUUAUACAUUGUAUUACUUAUAAACACAAUGUCAAGCCCAUUAGGUCCGCCUCGUUCCAGCCGAAGCAAUGACAGUGGUUCUAAUAGAGGAACUCCACAAAAGAGACUGACAAACAAUACUGCAGAAACUCCAUUACGAUGGGGAAAUCGUCGUAUUCAAGAGACGAUUGCUGGAUCAUCGGAGGCUGGUUCCCAAGUUCCAGCAUCUUCUCCAAUUGCGGCACAACAAAGUCCACUUGCUGCAGGGAUGAGUGAAAUAGACUUAUCAUCUCCAUUGAAUUAUGGUACUCCUAGUUCUUUAGGAUCUAUACGUACUCCACGAAGUGGUGUUAGAGGAACCCCUAUUCGGCAAAGAACGGAUAUUAGAACCGAUAAGCAUAUGCGUCAAGUUAAUUUGUCUGAACCGAUUCCUGAGGAAGCAGCUAUUCCAGGUACAUCGGAAAGUGAAAACACAGGACCACAAUUAGUAAUUUGGGGUACAAAUGUAGUUGUAAAUCGUUGUAAAGAGCAGUUCAAACGUUUUGUGCUUCGCUUCAUUGAUCCAGAAGCUGAAAACGAUGAAUUACCAGAAAAUAUGAAUUUAGCAGAGCCAUUAUAUUUACAAAAGCUUGAAGAAAUUCAUACAUUAGAGGAACCAUAUUUGAAUAUAAAUUGUGCACAUUUGGAAAUUUUUGAUGAACAAUUAUAUCGACAAUUAAUAUGUUAUCCACAAGAAGUCAUACCUACUAUGGAUAUGGCAGCUAAUGAAAUGUUUUUUGAAAAAUAUCCAGCGGCAGUGUUAGAACAUCAGAUACAAGUACGGCCUUUUAAUGUUACUAGAACUAAAAGUAUGCGCUUGCUUAAUCCAGAAGAUAUAGAUCAAUUAAUUACUGUUUCUGGUAUGGUGAUCAGAACAUCUAAUAUUAUGCCAGAGAUGAGAGAAGCAUUCUUUGAAUGUAUUAUAUGUGGUUUCUCAACAUUGGUAGAAAUGGAUAGAGGCCGUAUAGUAGAACCUACAGCUUGUACAAAAUGUAACAAUAAUUAUUGUUUUACAUUGAUACAUAAUCGCAGCCACUUUUCUGAUAAACAAAUGAUUAAAUUACAAGAAUCGCCUGAUGAUAUGCCUGCUGGACACACUCCUCAUACUGUUAUCAUUUUUGCACAUAAUGAUUUAGUUGAUGCUGUUUCUCCUGGCGAUAGAGUAUAUGUUACAGGAAUAUAUCGUGCUCAACCAUUACGUGUUAACCCAAGACAAUCAAAUGUACGUGCCGUUUAUAAAACACAUAUCGAUGUUGUUCACUUUAGGAAACAUGAUUCAAAAAGAUUGUACGAUCAACAAGAAGGUAAAGAUCAUGCAUUUCCACCAGAGAGAAUAGAACUUUUACAAUUGUUAUCUCAAAAGGAGGAUGUUUAUGAGAGAUUAGCCAGACAUAUUGCACCAAGUAUUUAUGAAAAUGAAGAUGUAAAGAAAGGUAUAUUGCUUCAACUUUUUGGUGGUACAAAAAAAGGUGAAGGUCUCAUCAGAAGGAAACAUUUUCGUUCAGAAAUUAAUAUAUUACUCUGCGGUGAUCCUGGUACCAGCAAAUCACAGUUAUUACAAUUUGUUUACAAUUUGGUACCACGUUCACAAUACAGUAGUGGAAAAGGUUCCAGUGCUGUUGGUUUAACAGCUUAUGUAACCAAAGAUCCUGAAAGUAGACAGUUGGUAUUACAAACUGGAGCUUUGGUAUUAGCAGAUAACGGCAUUUGUUGUAUAGAUGAAUUUGAUAAAAUGAAUGAUAGUACACGUUCUAUUUUGCACGAAGUUAUGGAGCAACAAACCUUAAGUAUUGCCAAAGCAGGAAUCAUUUGUCAAUUAAAUGCAAGAACAAGUAUUUUAGCUGCUGCGAAUCCGUGCGGAUCUCAAUGGAAUAAAAAUAAAACGGUGAAUAUAUACAUACAUAUGUUAUAUUUAUUAUAUAGAACAAUACUUAACGAAUUUAUGAUUUUUUUUCAGGUCGUCGAAAACGUGAUGUUACCUCAUACACUGAUGUCACGUUUCGAUUUAAUCUUUCUCAUGUUAGAUCCUCAAAGCGAAGUAUUCGAUAGAAAAUUAGCACGCCAUUUAGUAUCUCUUUAUUAUAAAACUGAAUUAGAGGAUGAGGAUGAAAUCAUUGAUAUGAGUAUACUCCGUGAUUACAUUGCAUAUGCUAAAGAACACAUUCAUCCGACUCUCAAUGAAGAGAGUCAACAGAGAUUGAUUCAAGCUUAUGUUGAUAUGAGGAGAGUAGGUAGUGGCCGUGGGCAAAUUACUGCUUAUCCGAGACAAUUAGAAUCUUUGAUACGAUUAUCUGAAGCUCAUGCAAAAAUACGAUUCAGCCAGGUUGUAGAAAUUGAAGAUGUAGAAGAAGCAUGGAGAUUACAUCGUGAAGCCUUAAAACAAUCAGCUGUUGAUCCUUUAAGUGGUAAGAUUGACAUCAGUAUUUUAACUACUGGAAUUUCUUCAGCAGCUAGAAAACGAAGAUUCGAAUUAAACGAGGCUCUUAAAAAAUUAAUACAAUCUAAAAAUAAAACAUCUAUGCUUAAUUAUCAAAAAGUUUUUACUGAAUUUAGAGGAUCAUCUGAUUUGUUGGUGACACGUGAAAUGUUUGAAGAUGCUUUGAAAGAUUUACAGGAGGAUGGAGUUAUAAUUGUUGUUGGCAAAAAUUCAAUUCGUAUAUGUUAAUCAUAUUUUUUUAAGAGACUAACUGACAAUGAAGUAAUCGUGUUAAAGAAUUCAACCCCCAUCUUGCAAAAUAUGGAAUCUGCUGGAAAAGUGGGAUCAUCUUGUCGGUUUUUUUUAUCCGACCGAUCUACUGUUCGUUCCAAUUCA